AUGCCUCUGAUUGCAGGAACGGGAAAGCCCAGGGUCAUCCUGGGUACCAUGACCUUUGGGCCCGAUGAGAAGACGGGAGCACGUGUCUUGGACUUGGACACCUACAAGUCGUGCCUCGACUAUUUCCAGGUACAGCUGUCUCUAGCUUUCGAAUUGACUGUCUCUUCUAACAUAUCGGUAGUCCAAAGGUCACACCGAGAUCGAUACCGCUCGCGUCUACGUGGGUGGCAAGCAAGAGGCCUGGUCCCGCGAUGCUGGAUGGCGCGAGCGAGGACUCUCGGUAGCCACCAAAUGGUACCCUCGUCAAGCCGGUGCGCACAGCGGCGAGAAGAUCGAGGAGAAGCUCAACGAGUCCUUGCAAGAACUCGGCACGGACUGUGUUGAUAUUGUAUUAUUUCCUCAACCUCAGCAGCAUCCUCUGGGGUUACAGUAACUGACGCGAACAGUUCUAUCUGCACGCCGCAGACCGAAGCCUCCCGUUCACAGAGCCCUUGAAGAAGUUGAACGAGCUGCACAAGCAGGGCAAAUUCGUCAAUCUCGGACUCAGCAACUUCACCGCGGCCGAAGUGGCCGAAGUGGUCAUGCAUUGCAAAUAUAACAAUUGGGUUCGGUAAGCAAACAAACACAUCCCAAGCCACUUUUGCACAUUUCGAAGAAAAAGAAGAAAGAAAAAAAAAAGCUCACCGAGAUCUCCAGUCCAUCCAUUUUCCAGUGCAUGUACAACGCCAUCCAACGCACCAUCGAACCCGAACUCAUCGUCGUCUGCCGCCGCUUCGGCAUCGACAUCGUCGUCUACAACCCCAUCGCCGGCGGCCUCUUCUCCGGCAAGAUCAAGACCAACGAAAUCCCCGCCGAGGGCCGGUUCAGCAACACGAACCAGGCCGUCGGCGAGAACUACCGCAAGCGCUACUUCCAAGACGCAACCUUUGACGCUCUGCGCGUCAUCGAGCCCGUCGUGCAGAAGCACGGCCUGACGCUGCUGGAGACGGCCUUUCGCUGGUUGACGCAUCAUUCCAGCCUCAAUAUCAAGGACGGGGGCAAUGAUGGCAUCAUUAUCGGUGUUUCCAGCCAGCAGCAGUUGGAAGCGAACCUGAAAGACUUGGAAAAGGGUCCGUUGCCGGAGGAGGUCGUCAAGACGCUGGACGAGGCGUGGUUGGUGGCGAAGCCAACGGCGGCGUGGUACUGGCACGGUGAGCUCAAGUACACCUACGACACCCGAAAGGCGUUGCUCGAGGAGCCACGCCCCUGA
Molecule: messenger RNA, 1249 nt
Organism: Lecanosticta acicola
Lineage: Eukaryota; Fungi; Ascomycota; Dothideomycetes; Mycosphaerellales; Mycosphaerellaceae
Source: the annotation of a GenBank genome assembly